Messenger RNA from Leptopilina heterotoma, 1341 nucleotides. RefSeq lists its product as uncharacterized. The transcript has 5 exons. NCBI's taxonomy places the organism in Eukaryota, Metazoa, Arthropoda, Insecta, Hymenoptera, Figitidae. Bases 167 to 1135 code for a protein of 322 amino acids. The record is from RefSeq and is a predicted model, not a curated record.
GAAUUCUCCUGAGUUCACCUAAAUCCCAGGAAAAUCUUUUCUCACAAUCGUGCAUCACCCCAAAAAGGAAUUCGAUAGUCUUGAUGAGUGAGGAGUAAUUCUUUAAGGAAAAUCAACGAAUUUAACAAAAGUAUUGUGUUUCACUUGUAUAAAGAACAGUUUUAUUAUGGCUUGUUGUGUCCCAGGAUGCAAAACAUCUUAUAAGGAUCGAACGUCAAAUAAAUUGUCGUUAUUUACUCCUACUAUCGAAGCGCAAAAGAAAGAAUGGGAAAGAAUAUUAGGGGAAAAAACCACUCGAAAAGAAUGGAAAAAUAGUUAUAAAAUUUGUGAACUGCAUUUUUCUGAAAACCUUAUUGAGAGAGAGCGUAAUAUUUUUAAAAGAAAUGGAAUUGUUUUGAAGGAAGUGAGGAAAAGGCCUAUUUUAUCCACAAACGCAGUACCUUCAAUUUUUCCGGAUACCAUGAUGCAAAAAGAGUCAAAAGUUCGGUUAAAUGAUUAUUGCGUAAAAAUGUCGCACGACGUUUUUCUUGAAAGUAUAAAAAAUAGUUCAACAGAAAGUGUAUUUUGCGAUAAAACGAACAAUCAGUCAUUGAAUCAUUCACAUUCGAAGAAAAAUGAUAAAGUUUUAAAAAGAAAAUUAAAUGAUGAAACGGAAAAUUGUACAAUCGUUAAAGAAAGAAAAAUUGGCAAUUUGUUUGAAGAGGUAUUCAGAGAGUUAAAAGAAAAUUCCACCAUUUUCGAAAAUUUCAGAAGCAAUCUUUGGUUUACUAAUUACAUUGAAGCAGAAUUGGUUUCAUUUAAUAUGUGGAAAGAAGACUUUUCUGGGAUAUUGAAGAACAUUGUUCUUCACAAGGAUUCAAAAGUUCUUGUUCACAUAAAUGGAAAAACUAUUCAUUUGCCAGAAAUGGAGAAUCUUUCAGAAAUGAGUAGUUUUCAAAAGUUAUUAAAGAAAGUUGUCCAAAUUAAUCCAUGUUCAGGUAUUCAGGAGGAAAUUGGAGAUAACUGUGUUGGAUAUGUGGAAAGAAAUAAAAUGGGUCGUCCAGCAUUGCGGUGUGAGCCAUGUUUAAAAGAGCACGCGAAUGCUAUUCGCAGGAUUCCCGAAAAAUGGAAAGCUAUGAAAUCAAAAAAAUUAUAAUUAUGAAAAAUCGUUGCAACAAUACGCAUCGAAGCAAUAAUUUAUUGCGACAAAAAGAGAACAUAUUGUUCUUUCCUUAAAAAAGAAUCACUAAUUAUACUAUUUUUUGUAACCAAGAUUUUAUAUAUUAAUCUUAAUUUAUUUUGUUUUGUAGACAGUAAAUAAAUACACUUUAUUUUAAAAUAAAUAAUAUGCUACUGUUUAAA